GGAACGCUAGCCCGUGCCUUGACGACGCUACCCGCGAGUAAGGUGCUUUUGGUCGGGAUUAGUUCGGAUCGGACUACAGGCUGGCUAGCUAAGGAAUCAGUUCGGACUACAAGCUGGUUAUAUUACGGGCUGGUUAGAUUACAGGGGUCUACACGUAACAUAACGGCAAAUUAAAGGAAGAAGACGGCCGUGGUCACAAUGGCGAUUAACCGACGGCCAAAGAAGAAGAGAAACACAAGAGCGGCUCACCGCGAACCGCUCGAUUGGCUGGAUCUCCCCUCCGAACUGCUGGAGCUCAUCGCCCAGCGAUCCCGCGAUCCCAUCACAGGGCUCACCGCGUUCCGGUCUGUCUGCCGGACAUGGCGCGCCGCGUCAGGGCAAGCGCCUCGCCUGCUGCUCCCCGCCCCUCGGAACCGCUCCGCUCCCCGUGCCGGCUCAGCGCACGCGCUCGUCUUCCCCUUGCCGGGCGGGUGGUCGGUCGUCGUCGAUGCCCGCGACGCGUCCUGCCGCCUCUCGCACCUGACCACCGGCGCCACCGCCGCUCUGCCCAAGAUCAGCGCGGUCCACGACGGCAAGACCAUGUCCGACAUCAGGGCAAGAUUUAUGGCUUGGAAUCUAAUGGUGCCACAUUGGUGUUUGACGCAACCACACUCGAGUUCCUCUGCUCGAUUGAUGCGCCACAGUCGACGUCCAAGCUUUACUCCAUGAUAUAUUGGCCUUACAAACAUGAUGAUCCUGUCGAUUUCGACUACUUCCAUCUCGUUGCAUUGCCAAGCAAGCUACUUUUGGUCGUUCUAAGCGUGAAAUCACUUGAGCCAGCAGGUUUUGCCUUCUUUGAGUUAACGUCUGGAUCUAGGGAUGGCCAGCUCUCCUGGCGUAAGGUAACAGGAGAUGGAAUCGGUGGCAACUACGAUGUGUUCAUGGAUUGCCACCAUGCGACCUUUAGCGACAAUAAUGGUGUUGGAACCGGAGCUCGGAUAUAUUAUGUUCUUCACCGGACGUGGCAUCCCAAAGCAUCGGCGUACUACUAUGAGAUGCAUGACGGCAAGAUGGAGUGCCUGUACAUGUCACUAGACGAUAAUCGUGAAUACUCAACUAAGCCUAGUUGGUUUGUUCCCUAGCUAGUUUGUUGAUUUUCCAUGUGCAUAGUGCGAUCAACCAUGUAAACAAUGAUCUAUUAAUUGCUUUGCAGGCCUGGUGCGUACUACAGUCUACAGGUCCGAUGUACUGUGUGCAAAAUUUAAGAUAUCAGUUCUUUUUGUUCA
Messenger RNA from Triticum aestivum (bread wheat), 1265 nucleotides. RefSeq lists its product as uncharacterized. NCBI's taxonomy places the organism in Eukaryota, Viridiplantae, Streptophyta, Magnoliopsida, Poales, Poaceae. The record is from RefSeq and is a predicted model, not a curated record. The coding region runs from base 199 to 708 and encodes 169 amino acids. Gene Ontology annotation, molecular function: protein binding. The transcript is spliced from 2 exons.